This is a messenger RNA of Hymenoscyphus albidus, 782 nucleotides long. Lineage: Eukaryota; Fungi; Ascomycota; Leotiomycetes; Helotiales; Helotiaceae. The record is from the annotation of a GenBank genome assembly.
AUGGUGGACAGUAAUUCCAUCCAGGUCCUCCGUCUCUUCGAGUUCAUGCGACUCAACGAGCUCGAGAUUAUGAGAUUCCAAGAUGAUGACUGCCUUCUAAUCCCUUACUUGACCGAUCUGGUCACUGCAUGUCAAGAAGUUGGAGUGAGUAUUAGCUUGCGCAACCUGGGUCUGUCAAUGGCGGGUGGUGGGGACGACUCACAAUUGAAAGCAGAAAAGCCAUCUUGGAAUCCAAAUAUCGCUUCAUCUCGUCCUUCGACACAUUAACAUACCUCUCGUUGAUGAGCUACGCUGUGAACCGUGGACACGCGGAUUUGUUUUGAGCUAUACUCAAGCACAAGAACCUGCGCACUUUGAGGAUCGAGUACGAUGAUCUGUGGCGAAACAUUAUCCCAUAUCUCUCAGCGGCGCAUGUGCAGACGCUGAUUGAAGGCCUACCGUAUAUGCAAGAAUUUGAAUUCUCUCCUGAUGACACGCAGAUCCUAUGUCCCUCUCUAGUUUUAUCAGAAGGACAUUAGAAAUACUGAUCAACACGAAUAGAACCAAAUCAGCCACGCUCUCGCCCAAUCUCGUACUCUCAAAACCAUAACAUGCUUCCCUACGCAACCUAGAGAGACUCUCCUCAACCCGACCGCCCGUGCUUCGAUGUCUUGUAUAGCAUCGUGCAAGGCUUUCUAGCACGCGCCCAGACUCCACUAUGGAAGGGCGCAGAUUUUGUCUGGGAAAACCACUACAAGCUCCGAAUCAUCCGGAUUAGGUCAACCUUCGUCCUAGCAUCUUAA